GGUCCACAGUGCAGUUGGCUUUUACCAUCGAGUUUCGACUGGCACACAGUCGCUCGGGCUGCACGACGAUUCGUCGAGUCGCCGUUGGGUUACGCUCGCGAGUGGUCGGCCGUGCUUCUCCUCGUGCAACGCCGUCAAACCGUAAGUGUCUCUCUCGUGCACAUCCUGCCCGUUCUCUGUGUCUCGUGCCUCUGUUGUGCAAGCCAAAACUCUGCGUCCGUGUGCACGCAUCUCGUAGGAGGCGGAAAGAGAGAGGGAGUGCAGCACCGAGGCAGCGUUCGUUAAUACCCGCUUCCGGCACGUGGAACCGAACCGCACUCUGUUUUUCUUCGUAGCGCAUCGCUGCUGCCGUCGCUCCAUACUUCUCUCGUGGGAGGUCAGCACCUAGCCGGUGGGUAGAGGUCGAAAUGUUGUGAUGGCCGGGACAUCUCGACGUCCGAGCUCUGAGCUCGGACCAGACCUUUCAUCCCCCACGCCACCCAAGAAAUCGAAAUUCUCCGAGGCCUCGAUCGAGGGAAGAUCCGAGAAGGAACAUGACUUGAGCACGGAGGAAUUGGAGAGCGUGGAGAAAUUGUCGGGUACGUCCUCGUUACCUGAGAACACGAUAGAGGUAAUACCAGGGAGCGCGUCAGAAACCAAUCCAUUCGAGAUCGGCGGGGAAUCUUUGGACACCGCGAAACAGCUGAGCCAAACUAGUUUGGAGGGGCCGGCAAAUGUAGCAGCGGCUGGUUCCUCGAAGGAAGGACACUUCGGCAGUUUCGAAACGAUCGCACAAAUGAAGUACAGCGGCCAGAAAGAAUUAUCCAGUAGUUCUAACAAGAGAUCAGAGUCGGAUAGCGAUGUGCAAAUUCAAACAUCGAUAAUCGGCGAGGAUGCAUCGUAUCAGGAAUUGUCUUUGAUCGGAAAUGGCGCCUAUGGCACGGUGUACAAGGCUAAAGACUUGAAUACGGGACAAGUGGUAGCUUUAAAAAAAGUUAGAGUGCCCCUGACGGCGGAUGGUCUACCUACGUCCACGUUAAGAGAAAUAGCCACUUUGAAACAACUGGAAAGAUUCGAGCAUCCGCACAUUGUAAGAUUAUUGGACGUUUGUCAAGGGAAUUAUCUACACUUGCCUUCUGCCGAUGGAAGAUCGGAGAGAUUGGAUCGAGGACUGACAUUAUGGCUUGUGUUCGAGCACGUGGAAAGGGAUCUAGCAUCUUACAUGUCCUCUUGUUCGCAGACAGGAAUUCCUCCUCAUGUGGUGAAACAAAUGUCGAAGGAAAUACUCAGAGGUGUAGAAUUUUUACACAGUCACAGGAUCAUACACAGGGACUUGAAACCUCAAAAUCUGUUGGUAACCAGGGAAGGAAGAAUAAAAAUUGCAGAUUUUGGUUUAGCGAAAACGUACGAUUUUGAAAUGAGAUUGACUUCUGUGGUCGUGACACAAUGGUAUCGGGCUCCAGAAGUCCUCUUAGGUUGCUCUUAUGCAACUCCUGUUGAUAUUUGGUCUGUUGGAUGCAUUCUAGCAGAAUUAAGUAGACUUGAACCUUUAUUUCCUGGUACGAGCGAAGGUGACCAACUCGAUAGGAUUUUCCAAAUAAUUGGAACUCCAUCGCAAGGGGAAUGGCCUGAAAAUGUAUCUCUUAGUUGGACAGCUUUUCCUUAUAGACAACCAAAAUCUUUUGCAACUAUAAUAUCUGAUCUCAACGAAUAUGGGCUAGAUUUAAUUAAAGGUAUGCUUACCUUUAAUCCUCAUAGACGAUUAACUGCGGCUCAAGCCCUCAGACAUCGGUAUUUUGCUGAAGAUGAUUCGUGAUGAUUAGUUUUCUUGAGUAUUUUUUCUUCAUCUUUAAUAAUUUUUUAAAUGCAGACUGAUGUUACGGUAUCCAAAAAUACGUAAGCAUGUUAUUUUAUUUUUUUUUUAGUAUAAGAAUCAUAGUACUUUUCUUUUUUUAGAAAAUAAUAUAGUUUAUUACGAAUAUAAUACACGAAUAUGAAUCUUCGUAAUUAUGUACGGCUUAUAAAUAUUCCUUUCUUAUUGAGGAAUUAUAAUUGCAAAAUACGUUUACUACAGUUUAUGAAACCAUCGUUAUAUUUAAAUUCUAUAGCUAUUGCAUUUGAAAGAUCAUCGUAAUUUAAGUGUAUAUA
Apis dorsata (giant honeybee) is the source of this 2127-nucleotide messenger RNA. Its product is annotated as cyclin-dependent kinase 4-like. Lineage: Eukaryota; Metazoa; Arthropoda; Insecta; Hymenoptera; Apidae. The record is from RefSeq and is a predicted model, not a curated record. Bases 416 to 1795 code for a protein of 459 amino acids. Gene Ontology annotation, biological process: regulation of G2/M transition of mitotic cell cycle; protein phosphorylation; signal transduction. Gene Ontology annotation, cellular component: cytoplasm; nucleus; cyclin-dependent protein kinase holoenzyme complex. Gene Ontology annotation, molecular function: ATP binding; cyclin binding; cyclin-dependent protein serine/threonine kinase activity. The transcript has 5 exons.